This is a messenger RNA of Trypanosoma conorhini, 1128 nucleotides long. Its product is annotated as putative eukaryotic translation initiation factor 5. Lineage: Eukaryota; Euglenozoa; Kinetoplastea; Trypanosomatida; Trypanosomatidae. The record is from RefSeq and is a predicted model, not a curated record. Gene Ontology annotation, molecular function: translation initiation factor activity; eukaryotic initiation factor eIF2 binding; GDP-dissociation inhibitor activity. Gene Ontology annotation, cellular component: cytosol. The transcript has a single exon. The coding region runs from base 1 to 1128 and encodes 375 amino acids. Gene Ontology annotation, biological process: formation of translation preinitiation complex; translational initiation; formation of cytoplasmic translation initiation complex.
AUGUCGGUCCCCAUGAUACCCAUUGAUCCCGAUAAGCGGGACGACAUAUACUACCGCUACAAGAUGCCCACCAUCCAGACGAAGGUGGAGGGCAGUGGCAACGGUAUCAAGACGGUGUUCCCAAACAUCCACGAUGUGUGUCUUGCCAUCAACCGCCCCGAGGAAGUGCUCAUGAAGUUCUUUCAGUCCGAAAUUGGUGCUCAGCGCACGGUGCUAGAAAAGGAUGAUAAGUUCCUCAUCAUGGGAAGUCACACAGAGGAGCGUGUGCAGGAGAAAAUUUACGACUUUAUUCGCAAGUUCGUUCUCUGCCGUAACUGUAGAAAUCCUGAAACGCAACUUGUGGUCGAAACCACCAAGAAAACUCCAUAUAUUAGCAUGUCAUGCGGCGCAUGCGGUAAAGUGAUGAAGCUAAGUGAUCUCGAAACACGUUAUGUGACUGCCAUUGUGACGUACUUUGCCAAGAAUCCACAGAUGGCAAUGAAGAAGGGUGCUGGUACAGCAGAGGCCCGUGCUGGCGAGAAAACGCACCAUGCAGCAGCAGCAGCAGCGGCGGCAGCGGCAGCGGUUCCUACUGAAACUACAAAGAGGCAAAUUCAACGAUCUGAUCUUGAGGAUAAACGCGAGCCGCCGCAAAAAAUACUUGCGCGUUACAUGCAGCAGUACCCGGAUGAGAGCGAUGAGGUGAUGCGACGCUGCAUGGAGCUCAUGACGGCUUACAACCUAAAGGAGAAAAUGGGCCCCCUUCUUGUGCUUGAUGCCAUCGAGCUGGCAGAAAAGGGAUUUAUGGCAGGUUUGCGCCACCAUUCACGGCUGCUGAAGCGUUUCUGCCGAGUCACCGGCACCGCUUUGCUGGACGCCGCCACCGACGAGGCGACAAAGACGGACAUUUUGAAGCGCGAAAAACGGCUACAGUCUGCCACCGUUGAGGAGUGCGCUCGCAUUUGCGCCCGGCGGUACAAGCCGGACCAGAUGGUGGUGGCCCUGUUUGUCCUCUUCAUUGAGGGGGUUCUUAAGAGCACAACCAUUGAGGAGUGGGGCAAUGAGGAAGCCCCCGUCUCCAAAGUGGACCCCGCCGUCGACAAGGAGAUGAAAGAGGCUGCAAAACCACUCAUCGAAUGGCUUGCAUGA